Colletotrichum spaethianum is the source of this 1200-nucleotide messenger RNA. RefSeq names its product secondary metabolism regulator LAE1. The transcript has 3 exons. Gene Ontology annotation, molecular function: methyltransferase activity. The coding region runs from base 1 to 1200 and encodes 399 amino acids. NCBI's taxonomy places the organism in Eukaryota, Fungi, Ascomycota, Sordariomycetes, Glomerellales, Glomerellaceae. The record is from RefSeq and is a predicted model, not a curated record.
AUGACGUCGACUGCGUCAACUACGGGCGGUCCCAGUACCGUGGACUCGGGUCGGGCAUCGGACGCCCCUUCUAGCGCCGAGCCAGUACAACCACCGACGCCUUUGACUACGGAACCGGCGGCAACAACCCCCCCGCGAACUAUAGCACCGACGAGUAUCCAAUAUCUACUUAAUCCGGCCGAGGAUGGGACGGUAGCACCGCUCCAGGUCGAUACCGAUAUUGCCAACCCUGGUGAAGAUAACGACUCCGCCUAUGGUUCCGACAGUGGCACCGCCUACACGAGCUCGAUAUCCUCAUCCAUUUUCCACUACCAGUACGAAAAUGGCCGUCGGUAUCACGCCUAUCGCGAGGGACAGUACGUUCUCCCCAACGACGACCAAGAGCAAGAGCGCCUCGAUCUGCAGCACCACAUCUGGCGUCUGCUCCUCGGAGGCCAGCUCUAUACCGCGCCUCUGCCGCCGCCGGAGGGCGAAGAAGCCGCUGACAUGCGCAUCCUGGACCUCGGCACAGGGACUGGGAUCUGGGCUAUUGAUAUGGCUGACGAGUUUCCCACCGCGCAUGUCUACGGCGUGGAUCUCUCGCCUAUUCAGCCGGAAUGGGUCCCGACGAACUGCAAGUUCCAUGUCGAUGACUACGAGGACGAGUGGACGUACCGCGAGGAGGAGCGCUUCGACUACAUCCAUGGCCGCGCGCUCAGUGGGACGUCGUCCGAUUGGGCAAGGUUCUACGACCGCGUCAUGGGCGGGCUGAAACCGGGCGGUUGGGUCGAGAUGCAGGAGUACGAUGCGUGGAUUUUUAGCGACGACGAUAGCUUCGAGAGGGCGAUCUGGACGAAGGAAUGGGUCACGAAGCUGGAUGAGGCGAGUAAGAUGUAUGGGAAGCAGAUCAACGUGGCGAGGCAUCACAGGCAGUGGAUGGUAGAUGCUGGUUUUCAGGAUGUGCAGGAGCUUGUGUACAGGAUACCGAUCGGCCCUUGGGCUAAGGAACCAGCCCUCAAGGAACUUGGUCGCUGUGAACUGGUCCACAUGCAGAUGUCCGUAGACUCACACACGCCAGCCCUCUUCACUCGGGUGUUGAACUUUAGUCAGGACCAGGCCAAAGUGCUGAUGGAAGGCGUCAAACGAGAGUUCCGGAGCAAAGACUAUAGGCUUAUUACAAGUUACCGGUUCAUCACAGGGAGGAAACCGAUGGCAGGAUAG